This is a messenger RNA of Xiphophorus hellerii (green swordtail), 5406 nucleotides long. RefSeq names its product tetratricopeptide repeat domain 9B (gene ttc9b). Gene Ontology annotation, molecular function: protein binding. The record is from RefSeq and is a predicted model, not a curated record. Bases 413 to 1204 code for a protein of 263 amino acids. Lineage: Eukaryota; Metazoa; Chordata; Actinopteri; Cyprinodontiformes; Poeciliidae. The transcript is spliced from 3 exons.
UGCGUAGCUCUUUUUUUUUUUUCCAUUUUACGUAAAAUCUCUACCGCAGCAACGCCUCACGACUUCUGUUUCUCUCCCAUCAUCCUGUGCGGUGUGAGGGGUUUUCGUGUGCGCGCUGUCUGUGGUGCUGAAGCUGCGCGUGCCAUCCACAAGAGCAUCCUUCCUUCCGCGAGACCGGAAAGGGGAAUUCUGUUUUCGACGGUUGGAACGGUUGCUAAUUUCGGGAUGCUUCCUCCUGCUUCUUUUUGCUCUUUUUCGCACUUUUAACGCAUUUAUUAUUUGAAGCGCAAGUGACGAUCUUCAGAGGCGCCUUUAGCCUCUUUUUCUUUCGUUUCUUUCGUAUUUUAUCGACGCUUCCAGUCAGUUCGGUGCCGCCUGCCUGCCUGCCUGCCCCGCCGAUACCGCAUCCUUUAUGCACAGCACGCUGCUCCAGUACUCCCCGACGAAACACACCGAGCACAAUGGCCCGCUCCAGCUGCGUUCACUGAGAGACAUGGAAGCCAAACAACACCAGAUAAAAAGCCUGAAGAGCUACCCGGAGACUGGCGGUCGUAGCCUGGCAGCGGCCGCCGGAGGAGGAGGAGGUGGAGGUGGUGGUGGUAGUGGAGGUGGUGGUGGUGGAGGAGGAGGAGGAGGAGGAGGAGAUGGCGGGUAUCGAGACGGCUCGGCCGAAAUGGAGAUGGAGCUGAAGAUUCAGAAAGCCAUCGACUUCAAAGCGGAGGGCCACCGCUGCUACAAGGAGAAGAAAUUCCGGGAGGCGAUAGGCAAGUACCACCGUGCGCUGCUCCAGCUGAAAGGGGUUCAUGUUGUGGACGGGACGACGGGCUCCGAGGUCAACCUGCUGAGCCAAGCCGCGGCCAAGCUGACCGAGGAGCAGCGGAGAGCCGUGGAGAGCACCGAGAUCGAGUGCUACGACAGCCUGACAGCCUGCCUUUUACAGUCUGACCUGGUAAACUACGAGAGAGUGAAGGAGUACUGUCUGAAGGUGCUGAGCCACCAGAGGGACCACUUUAAAGCCAUGUACCGGGCCGGCAUUGCCUUCUAUCACCUGGGGGAUUAUGAAUGUGCGUUACGCUACCUGCGUGAUGCUAAGAACCGCGAACCUGCAGACACCAACGUGCUUAGAUACAUCCAGCUGACAGAGAUGAAGAUGAGCAAGAGUGGACAGCGAGAACGGGAAAGCGGCAAGGAGACCCAGGGCUAAUCCUUUCCAACUUCCUGGCCCUCCUGUUCCCUUUAACCCUUUUGGCAAUCCUACUGACCCUUCCUCUCUCCUCCUCCUCCUCCUCCGACUCCUGACAGCAGCACAGACAGAACAGACCCAACCACCCAGCUGGUGACACACAAACGGGGCACAUAUCAACAACUGUCUGCUACUUUCUCCUCUUCUCUCCUCUCGGUUCCUCCCUCAGGGGCUUUGGUUUCUCUCCCUAGACACAAUCAGCAGCCUAACAUGAAGAAAAUCAACAGAAAACAAAAGAAAGACAAAACUGUAAUAUACUCAUAGAAACCGUCCUUGUGCCGGAGUGAAAAAGGAGCUUCAUAGACCUGCAUAUGAACCAUGAACAUUUGGUUGGUUUAGUACACGUUUAAAGAGCAGAACAUGCUUUUACUUCCUGCUUUCUUGCUCUUCUCUCUUUUUUCUCUCUGCCUUGUUUCUCCACGACCCCAAAUUCUCGGGGAGAGUUUAUGGGCUCGGGAAGCUGGACCACACUGGCAGGAGGGCAGGGAUCUGUGUGCAUGUGGGCAGGGAGACAGCGUGAAGCAUGAUGGUCAGUUGGGUGUGUGAGACAUAUCAAGACCGCAGCCCAUUUUGAUUGCACACCAUGACGGAACAGGGCCCACUUCAGAGCAGCAGGAGACAAGAAGCUGCUUCUGUUCCUGAUCUGUCAUUUCUCUGCCCAACCUCUCUGCCAUGCAUCUCUCUUUCUAGACUGUUCUUUCAAUUCAAGGGCUAAUUCAAGUGUUUGUAACUCCUUAAUUAGGGUUUUUAGUUUGCCGUCACGGUCAGUCGUAUGUAAAAUGUUUGUUUGCAGCACAGAGGCAAAAUUCUCAAGCGGUUCUGAUUGUUGUCUGGUACGCUGUUGUGGUGAGAAGAAGAAAUAGUGCAGUAAUGUCUAGAAUCUGUCAUCUGAAGCCUGUCCCGGAUCGCGUGAUGUGGCUUUCAUGUUGGCGAGAUCGUGCGGGCCCUUCCUCUUUCUCCCAGUUCUCCAUUAAUGAUGUCACAACGGAAAAUAGCCAAUAAGGUCAGGAGAUCCAUCAAACCUGGGUUGGCUCAUUGGACUCGCUUUUCCAAACGGCCCGACCUUUUCCCGCUAACGCCGAACCUUCCCGCAGGUUGCUGAGACACUGAGGAGACUCUGGGCAGCGUUAGUGCAGGAAAAACAAUCUCACACACGCACAUCGGCCACAGCGCUGAGGCACUCUGCUGUCAAAGCAGAGAGCCAUUUGAGAUUCCUCCUGCUUUCAGUUUACUUUGUGCUGAUAGACAAACACGGCUGUGAGGGCAUGCAACAUUAGCAUCAGAAACUACUGACAGUAUAAGUUAGUGCGUAUCUAUUACUGGUUGUCAGAACUCUGCCGCUUGCUUCUGUUGUGGCUCAUGAAGCAUAAUCAUUGAUAUCGCAAAUCUCUUGUUUUUUCUCUGAUAGCUUUUCCGCAGGUUUAAAUCGUCCUGCACGGUUCUGGCGAAGGGUUCGAUUGAUCAUAUGUGAAAGCAUGACCUGAAUCCCUCUCCUCUCUGAGACGGUGGAACCCAGUUUUCCUCAUUCCUUUUGUGCAAGACCACGCUCCGCAUGCAAAGCGUGGCUCCUGAGGGUUAUUUCAGGAGUUUUUUGACGGGGAAUUUAUUGGCCCUAUUGCGUUCUGUCAUGGCAUGCUGCCACUAAAAUGCUUGCUCAUGCAAUCUGCUUAGCUCUUCUCUGAACUGAGAGGGUAGUGACUGCGAUCACAACAGUAAAAGAGGUAUGAAAUAUCUCUGGACAGAGCUUGUGUUAAUUUACAAAGGCGGAAGAUUAUUGCUCUGAAACUCAGAGUUAAAGGAUUAAAUCAGAUGCUGGGAAGGAGUUGCCCUCCCAGUUUAAUUUAUUGGCCUGGUACGAGUUAGAGAAGGACCUACAGUAAGUGUGUCAGUGGCACUCUGGAGAGACGACGCCAUGAGUUGAGGAGACCGGCGUGAUACAUGGAGGCUCCGGGGGAAGGAGAAGUAGGCCAUCGUCGGCUCGAGUUAAGCAGUUGCAGCCCUUUACAGAAGAUGCAGCAAGAUUCAAAUCAAAUGUAUCAUUUAUGACUACAUGAUGGGGAUACAUGACUAUGUUCACAAAACAAAUCUGCAGCUAAGGCAUCUCACUGUCGAGGAAACGUCCUCUUUAAGGAGUCUGACAGCUGGAAUUCGCUUUCAACCAUUAAAAAAAAAAAUAGCUGCUUUAAUGCCGUAAACUUUAACAUGAUAACAUAAUAAUAGUAUUGCACACAGCCUUGCAAAAGUAUUCAUACCUCUUGUAAUUAUGCACAUUUUGUUGCAUUGCAACCACAGAGUUCAGUGUAUUUUCUGUGAUAGUCCGACACAAACUAGAGUAUACUGUAGUUCUGAAGCGGCAUCAGGACUUCUUAAAGUUUUCUUUCACUAACGACUUUCUUCCUGAUGUUCUAUAGAGAUCAGAUUUGUGGAGAGUGUGACUUGUUAACAGAGCUCCUAGAUAUUCAUGAUGCUGUUUGUUCAAUUAAUGCCCUUCAAGGAGCCGCUAACGUAGGAUUUCUCUUUUGUGUUAGCCAAAAGACCACAAGCCUUUUCUCCCCCUAAUGCUAGACUCUCAUGUUUGUUUUUGUUGUAUUCACCCAGAAUGCCCUGCGUUAUAGUCCACUUCCUGCUUUUGGAUCGGUCUCCACAUAUGUAUUCGAACUGCUCCAGAGUUCACUUCAACUGAACCGAGACCUAGGUUUGUAGGCUGACCAGAGUUUGAUUUGCACAUUCACCACACCUCCCCCAAACAAACGGGACUAUCUAGACAGGCGACCUAGAGUUUGAUUAAAGCAGACUAAACAGGGCUGGUAUGAAUGCACCCUCAAAACGAAUCUCCACCAUACUUUUCAGAUCACAGUGAAGCCAGGCUGGCAGGAUGUGAAGGACAGAGCGAGGGCCAGAUUUGCUGAGAAGGGCUUGGAACCCGCUAAUGACUGCUUGUAGCUCUCGUUACAUUUGUAUUUGUAAAACUGCUGAAAACCUUGUUUCAUUCUCCUUUCAUCUCACAAUUAUGCGACACUUUGUGUUGGUCGAUCACGUAAAAUCUUAAUUAAAAAUCAUCAGGUUUGAUACUUUUGCAGUGACCUGUCAGCUUUAGCUGCAACAUCCAAACAUUGUGUUAGGAUUAAGAUACGAGAUGCAGAAACCGUUCUGCUCCUGCGCGCUCUCUGCCGUGUGUUUAUGUCUUCUGCCUCCCAGAAGGGAGAUAAAUCAGCAGCAAGAGGCUCGGUCUCCAUGGCUGCCGGAGCCGAGUCUCCUCUCCCGCAGGGUCCCUCGGGGAUCGGUGUCCCCCUCAUGGUCGUCUCUCCACGGCUCCGGCUCAUCAUCUUGUUUUUGUCUGGCUGUGCUGAAGUCGUCUUAGCUCGUCGUGUAAGUGAAAGGUUAACUAGCUGCACACUGAGCAGGUUUGUUGAUUACUGACCGCGCUGACUCUGAGGCUGUUAAUGGCGAUUAAAGCCUAAUCCAACAACGAGCUGCGUGUGCAAACAGAGACUCCUCAUCUCUUUGUCAGUGUGGCUUUGAAAACAAACAAAAAGCACAACGGAAAAAAAAAAAUAGACUAAAUAAAUGGCUAUGUUAUUUAUUCAUGUAUUUUUAUUUUGUUUAUUUAAAUUUUUUUAUGCUCUUUUUACUUUUGGUGUCACUCAAGGUAAAUGUUUGUCAAAUGUCAAAGUAGUUUUUUGUGAAUAUGUAAUACAAAUGUACAAAAAAAAAAGUAACAAAAAUGGAAAGUUUUAUGGUUGUGAAAAGCUUUACUUUACUGAAUUCCUUUAUCUACAGAGAAGAGAUAGAAAAGAGAAUUUUACUAUAGCUCCUCCUCAGAGCUGCAUCGUGACUGUGUCUGUAUUUGUUGGUAUUUCUCGUCCCGUCGAGGGGAAACUACAACGGCGCAGAGAGAGUGCAGAGCGAUCGGCGGCUCCGCAGUGACACAGAGACGGAGAACCGGUGCGCCUCACGCCUUCAGCCCUUUUGUUUGAACAGGACGGACAAAAAGCCGGGCAGGACGGGGCUCAGACUGCGCCUCUCACUCCCGAGAGGCCACUUUUCAUUCAACAUUCAAACACCUGAGAGGCCUCCAUCACAGGAUUUACCGAACUGCAAGGGCAGGAAUGCACCAGUAACUGAUACAUGAGGAUUAUGAAUAAAGUUCAAAACAAAAAGCA